GUACGUUUUUUGCAGAUCUCAGAUCAGAUUUUUGCAGUUUGCGGGCUCCCCUCUAGACACGCCGUCAAUCAAAUGACCAACCGCCAACAACGCACUUGCGUCAGACGCACAUGACGUCGUCAACGUCAAGUUCUCCAGCAGCUUCAUGUGAACGUAAUCGUGAAAGCUUUCAAGAUGAUUUCAUCCCGUGGAUCAUUUCGAGGUUCCAGAGGAGUCUCUUUUGCACAUAUCCUCAUGAAGAAUGCACCUCCAACCUCAGGACUGACUAAAUCAUACGAACCACUGUCUACCUUGGAUAGUCCUAGCAAAGAUGUCUUUGACCAACAAGGGAAAAGUACAUUUAAACGUGGUUAUUCUGUCAAAAAUCCAUCUUCACCUAAAGUGCUGAUUGACAAAUACACACAAGGCGAGACGGACGCCGUGUCUUUGCUCCAUCAGCUUGCCCAGAUUUUGCAGUUUCAUUUGGAAAUAAAAGAGACAAUGACGACAGGCAACAUAACGGGGCUUUAUUUUGCCUUUUGUGUUGUGAUUGAUGGAGUCGAGUACAAGACUGGCAUGGGAAUAACAAAGAAGGCGGCUCGGCUCAAAGCGGCGCAGCUCGCUCUGCCGGACCUGCUGCCCACCUUGGAGAGUCUGAAGUCUUUCCUCCCUGAAGCAUCAGAUGUCCCUCCACCACUGCCAGUGAAAGAGGAGCCCUCCAUCUCUGACAUACAACCUUGUAGAGCCAUUCACGAAAGGACAAGUUCCGUCAACCUCCAGAUUCCCCACUCUGUCAGGGAUCAGCUCACUAAACUAAUGAACAGCCACCCAGAGUUCUCUCCCUGUGCAGGCACCACAGCAGCAUUCAUCAUUCAGACUUGCAGCGGAUGUGAGGUGGUCGCUCUAGGCACGGGGAACUUCAAUACCAAAGAGAGUGCCUCGUCGAGUGGACGGAUUGUUCACGAUUCGCAUGCAGUGGUAACUGCAAGGAGAUCACUUAUGAGGUUUCUGUACCGGCACCUGCUGAUGUUCUUCAGCAAAACGGCCAAUCUGACGGAGAAGUCGAUCUUCCAGCAGAACAGCAGCAGCGGCCUCCUCAGCCUGAAGAGCGGCAUCACCCUCCACCUCUAUGUGAACCAACUGCCAAAGGGUGCCGCCCAGAUGCCUUCCAAGCUGUGCCUGAAACCGCUCUCCAUUUCGGCAUGGCAAGUCAACAAUGAGAUCAGCCUACACCUGUCAGUGGAGGGAAAGGUGUUCUCAGUUUUCUCGUCAGCCUUUGAUCACUCUGCCUCCAAGGUGGUAAGCAUGUCCGCCACAGACAAGCUCACUCAGUGGCAGGUGCUGGGGUACCAGGGAGCCUUGCUCAGCCACUUCAUUGAGCCCAUCUAUGUCCAAAGCAUCCUCAUAGGGGACAUUGGCUGCAGUGAUGUCCAUGGCAUGAAAAUCUCUGUGAGCCAGCGCGUGGAGGGGAUCACCUCCCAGCUGCCCAUGUUCUACUGCAUGAUGAGGCCUCACAUCAGCCUGGUUCCUUCUGUGGCUACCAACAGCAGCGACGGAUGCCAGUUGACCUACGGUAUCAACUGGAGCGAAGGAGACAGCUCCCUGGAGGUGGUGGAUGGCCUGAAGGGCAAGACCCUAGAGGAAUCUCCCUUUAAGAGUGGCCCUGCUCUUGCGAGCCGUCUGUGCAAAGCAGCGAUGCUGCACCGCUUCAAAUUGGUGGCCAAAGAGGCCCAGAGGCAGGACCUGCUGGCCACAAGCUCCUACAGAGAAGCCAAGAGGAUGGCGAAGCCGUACCAGGAGGCCAAGAACGUGCUGAGGGCGUACCUGUUGCAGCAGGGCUUUGGUUCCUGGCUGGUGAAGGUUUCUGUUAGUGAUAAAUUAAGCAUGUGAAUAAAACCACAUUAUCACUUUGGAAAAAAAAAAAUCAACAUUCUGGAAGUAGUUGUGUUCAAAUCUUUAAAAAACAAAGUUUAGUUAACAAGAAGCACUUGUUGCUGUGGGACUUUACUGUGCUGGUAAUACGUUUCUGUUGUGAAUUCUAAAGGGAUUAAAGUCAAUCCCUGUUCAUGUUUAAGAGCCAUUAUGUGUUUGUGAACUCUGACUAUGGUCUUUGACCCUCAGGGUUAGGUUUGAUUUUCAAAAGAAGAAUACAAAUAGUAUACAUUUGUAUAAAAUAGUCAUUUGUAGAGGCAAACAACUUGUAUUGCAGCCCACUACCUGCCUUGGGUAAUAGUGCUGCUUCCUUCAGUUGUCACAUGGUGAUGAGAGCAUGCAUUAUUCACAUUGUUUUACUGUUUAAAUAAUAUUUUAUGCUAUUAUGUCUACAACAAUGAACAAUGUAUGAUCAUAGCUUUUGUGUUUUACUUUUGAACUUUGCGUUUAUGGUCCUGAGAGCUCUGAAGGAUGACAAGUAAGUUAUGAUUGUUAUAUGACCUGAGUUGGGUCUCACUAAAGUUACUGUUUGUGUCUUCAUCUUUUUGGGAAAAAAAAGUCAUCAUAGUUUUUGUUCAUAUUCAGUGAUUUGAUUUAACACUUGAUACUGAACAGUGUGUGAUUUGAGCUUUGGUAAGCCAUGGCUAAAACAGUGAUAUAAACCAAUAAAAUAAAUCAAUCCAAGGUCAA
This is a messenger RNA of Sebastes umbrosus (honeycomb rockfish), 2601 nucleotides long. It is a transcript of the gene adad1, whose product is annotated as adenosine deaminase domain containing 1 (testis-specific). Gene Ontology annotation, molecular function: double-stranded RNA binding; double-stranded RNA adenosine deaminase activity; tRNA-specific adenosine deaminase activity. The record is from RefSeq and is a predicted model, not a curated record. Gene Ontology annotation, biological process: adenosine to inosine editing; RNA processing. Gene Ontology annotation, cellular component: nucleolus; cytoplasm. The transcript has 13 exons. The coding region runs from base 175 to 1869 and encodes 564 amino acids. Lineage: Eukaryota; Metazoa; Chordata; Actinopteri; Perciformes; Sebastidae.